Messenger RNA from Chrysemys picta bellii (western painted turtle), 4839 nucleotides. Lineage: Eukaryota; Metazoa; Chordata; Testudines; Emydidae. The record is from RefSeq and is a predicted model, not a curated record.
UCCUGCUUCGCCAGGGAAAAUUGCACAAAACAGCCCAAUGCAUCAGCACUUUCAUUGUGUAGUGAGCUGAGCCUCUCUUCACAUGGUCACAUCCCCCUUUUAAUCUACGACUCCAUGUCCCUUUUCCAGUCCAGCCUAUUUCUCUGAUGUCUAUUGCUGGUCUCCCUGAGCUCCUGUUUCUGUGAUUUGAGUGUUUUUUGUGUGGCUUGGUGUGUUAAGACCUGCAGGACUUUAGGAAGUGGAGGUUUUAUUUGUGGGUUAGACAGUACGUGGACUUAGUGUUAGUGGUUUGUGACAGACAGAAGUGAUGGCUGCGUUUAAGUUGGAUUUCCUCCCAGAGAUGAUGGUGGACCAUUGUUCCUUGAAUGCCAGUCCUGUCUCAAAGAAAAUGAAUGGCACACUGGAUCACCCAGAUCAACCUGACCUAGAUGCCAUCAAGAUGUUUGUGGGGCAGGUUCCACGGAGCUGGUGUGAGAAGGAUCUGAGAGAACUCUUUGAACAGUAUGGUGCUGUCUACGAAAUUAACGUCCUGAGGGACAGGAGCCAAAACCCUCCUCAGAGCAAAGGGUGCUGUUUUGUUACAUUUUAUACCCGUAAAGCUGCACUAGAAGCACAGAAUGCUCUCCACAACAUGAAGAUCCUCCCAGGGAUGCACCAUCCCAUCCAGAUGAAACCAGCUGAUAGUGAAAAAAAUAAUGCAGUGGAAGAUAGAAAGCUGUUUAUUGGGAUGAUCUCCAAGAAGUGCAAUGAAAAUGACAUCCGGGUGAUGUUCUCCUCCUUUGGGCAGAUUGAGGAAUGCAGGAUAUUACGGGGCCCAGAUGGCCUGAGCCGAGGUUGUGCAUUUGUGACUUUUACAACAAGAGCCAUGGCACAAACAGCAAUCAAAGCAAUGCACCAAGCACAGACCAUGGAGGGUUGCUCUUCUCCCAUCGUGGUGAAAUUUGCAGAUACGCAGAAGGACAAAGAGCAGAAACGUAUUGCUCAGCAACUCCAGCAGCAGAUGCAACAGAUAAGCGCUGCCUCUGUAUGGGGAAACCUGGCUGGUCUGAACACACUUGGACCCCAAUACUUAGCACUUUAUUUGCAGCUCCUUCAGCAGACAGCAGCUGCCUCAUCUGGGAACCUGAACACAUUGAGCAGUCUCCACCCAAUGGGAGGGUUGAAUGCGAUGCAGUUACAGAACCUGGCUGCAUUAGCAGCUGCAGCCAGUGCAGCUCAGAACUCACCGAGUGGCACUGCUGCACUCACUUCUUCCAGCAGUCCCCUAAGUGUGCUCACCAGUUCAGGUUCCUCACCUAGCUCGAGUAGCAGCUCCUCUGUUAACCCAAUGGCCUCUCUUGGAGCGCUGCAGACGUUAGCAGGUGCUACAGCAGGCCUCAAUGUCAGCUCUUUAGCAGGGAUGGCAGCCUUAAAUGGUGGACUUGGCAGCGGUGGCCUUUCAAAUGGCACGGGUAGCACAAUGGAGGCCCUUACUCAGGCGUACUCUGGGAUUCAGCAAUAUGCUGCUGCCGCAUUGCCCACUCUCUACAACCAGAGUCUGUUAACACAACAGAGUAUUGGUGCAGCAGGAAGUCAAAAAGAAGAGGGAGCCAAUCUGUUCAUCUACCACCUCCCCCAGGAGUUUGGGGACCAGGACCUGCUGCAGAUGUUCAUGCCAUUUGGGAAUGUCGUCUCCGCCAAGGUUUUCAUUGACAAGCAGACCAAUCUAAGCAAGUGUUUUGGUUUUGUAAGUUACGACAAUCCUGUCUCUGCACAGGCUGCCAUCCAGUCAAUGAACGGCUUUCAAAUUGGCAUGAAGCGUCUGAAAGUGCAGCUCAAGCGCUCUAAGAAUGACAGCAAGCCAUACUGAGCGCCCCUCCCCUUUGGGACUGGAGGGAGAAGGAUCUUCUGAUUCCUGCCGUUUGUUCAUCGUUGUGCCUAAAGCAUGUCGAUGUGGCGUUCAAGUACAUCGUCCAAAUCCUUGUCUCUUCAGCUUCUCUGAUGCUUGAACUCUCACCUUUGACCUUGUGUUGACCUUUGAUGCUGAUGUGUAUUUUUAUUACGUUUGUUUCUUUCUUUGUUUUUGGUUUGUUUUGGUUUAUUUUUUUUUUUUUGUGUGUGUGUGCUGCCAAAUUGGUUUUGCUAGAAAGACUGCUGAAGGAGAAUAUUUAAACUUGCAUUUGAAUAUAAAAAAAAAUUCUAUUUUUCUAGAACUUCGUAAGAUAACCACUUGAUUUUGUGAUUCUGACUCUUUGUAAUUGUCUUCAGAGCAGCCUUGCUAGCAUACCGCGUGGAGUAUUUGUAUUUCUGUGAACAUACAGCCAGUCACUUUCUCGGCUUAGUUUUUUCUGUGUGCUUAGUUUUAAAAACAAAAAUCUGAAGAAAAAAGUCAAUUGAAUGAUGCGACUUAGCCUUUCAGGAGGCUUUUGGUCACAUUUUGCUGAAAUGGUUUCUGUGCUUGAGGAAAUAGCUUGUAUUUUUAUGAGUUCAAACUCUGACUUGAGUGGCAUCAGCAUAAAACACUUGAACUAUAUUUUCUCCUGAUUGUAGCGGCAUUUUUGCCCUGGCACUUACUGUUUUUUCCUUUCCUGUGUAGUUAUCAGCCUUUGUCUGCAGUGAAAAUUUGAUCAAAGUUGAUGUUGUAUUUUGUUAAACCCCAGCAUGCUUGUUUUGUUUUUGUUUUGUUUUUGUAACUACAAUCUCUUCAGCAAAAUGUGAUUGUUUUAGUUUUAUUCUUCCAAACUCAGAUAGUGCAUGUUUCCUGCUGUUUUCUUCACACCCUCGAAUAUAUCACCUUCACCUCUCUGUUUUCUAUAGUUUGUGCAAAAACUGAGCAAUUUACUGGGUUUCAAAGGUAUCCUUUUAAAUUGGUGUUUUUUGGUGUGACAAAUUUCUGAUCAGAUGUCACCUGAGGCAUCUACCUGUGCACUUAGACUGUCUGCCUGACACAGCAUCUGGGCCUUGUUCCAUCUCUACAGCUAUCAGAGGCUCCCAGGAGGAGGGUUGGUUGCAUUGUUUUUGUAGGAGUUUUGGUAGACCAGGGUAGAUGGGAAGCAGGUAAGUGAGGGAUCGUUGCAGUAAAUCUGCUUUUAAAAUCCUAGGGAACUGGGGCUCCCUUCAUACAUUCUUAAAUUUUAUUUUAUAUAAUUUGGGGCAUAAUUUUUGUGAGGUUCAGCCCCAGUUAUUUAUUUAAAUUUAUUUAGAUGGUGGAGGGUGGCUUAGUGGCUCUAGGUUAGCACUGGCAGUAGAGUGUUCAGAAUAUCCCAGAGAAGGCCUUCAUAAGCCUGGUCAUGCAACUGCUGGCUCUUACCCCAAAUGACAAGCACAAUACAACAGCUUCUUACGCUGUUACCUGAACAGGGUACCAACCCCAGCUUCUCCUCUCAGGGGCCUUAGCUGGGGAAUCUCUAUAGAGUUAUUUUUUUUUUUUUUUUUUAAGUUUUUGUUUAGUCUUUAAUUGGGUAAAGAGUCAAGCAGUUUCUGUUCCUGCCCUGCAGUACAGGCUACUAUUCUAAGGGCAGCUGGCUUCCCCUGGUCCUACAAAACCAUCUGCUGUGAGACUGCAUGGCUAGAAACUGGCACUUGGAAGCACCUGCAAGACUAUGGCUAUGGGGAGACCCUAGUCACUAAGGGAGGUGAGUUGGUGAAGGACCCCAGAGUGGGAAAAGAAUAUGAGGUAAAAUCCUAGGGGGAGAGAGGUUGGAAAGUGGGAAGGAUGUGAGACUGAUCUCCUGGCUGUGUAGGUUACCCUGUGCUUGGGGUGGUGAAAAGGGAACAAGACGAUUUAUUCUUUCCCCUCCCAGAGUUGGCUGGGGAUUUCACUACUUCUCAAUACAUGUUAUUUUUGGCUGUGAUUUAUAGAUCUGGGACUUGGGAGAUGAGGCUGUGUGAAAAGAAGGUGGAGAUUCAUUUUGAGAUAGGAUUGUGAGAUGACUGCUGUUAGCCCCACAGUCUGAAUGCAUCAGGCCGUCUGUCAGUUGGGGCGCUGAGACACCGCAGUGUAUUGAGUAAUUUUGCCAAUACAUUUCUAUACAAUGUGCAUUCAGUUCCAUGAGGAACUCUGGGGAAACCUGUGGAAAAAUCUCUGGAGAAAACCAAAAUGCCAAACGUUGGAUGUUCCUUUCCUUUCCUUCCUUUUCUCCCUUUGGUUGUUUUAAUUGUUCUGUGGUGGUUUUAAUGGAUUUGAGACAGUGGAGCAGCAGCUGCCUUUCUGAUUUUUGGCUGCUUUUUGUGAAUAAUUUAAAAAAGAAAAUUUACAUUUUGGAGACAAACCUGUGGGCUUUUUUAUUGGUACAAACGUAUUUAACACUAGGGGUUUUGUACAGUUUUUUGCCUUUUCUACUAGAAAACAAUGUAAAGUGAUUCACAAUGUGACAAGAAAACAAUUUGCCACUAUGACCAAAUGUAGAGUCUGUUCUGCAGUAACAGGAUUUAAUCAACUCAGAGUCGUGAUUCAGUUGUAGAAAUGCUUUUCUUUACCUUGUUUGAGCUGUUCCUUUUCUUGUUUUGAUUUGCAAAACAAAAUGUCUUCUUGUGUGAAAUUGUGUUGUACUCUGUAGAAAAUUAUGGAUUUUACUUUAAUGGUUUAAAAGCAGAGGAGCACAUGUUGCUUUUCUGAUCUGAUCGCGGAGUUUGUGUAGUGGAUUUAAAAAUGAAAAGAUUUGUUACAAGUUUGGAACGAGCGAGUAUGUGUUAAAGGAAUUUUCUUCCUUCGUGUGUUGUUGUUUUUUUUUUUUUUCUUUUUGUCCCGAUGGGGAACUUAAAGCUGUUUUAAUUGCACAGACACACCAACAAGUCAUUUUGUAUAUGCCAAGUGUGGUACCUUCCUUUGUUUAUUUGCUAUUAAACUGUUUGAGAAGA